AAGGGUUGUUCUCUUCUGUGCGAUGCCCUGGAAAAUCGUCAGCUGGAACGUGAACGGAAUCCGAACGUUGGUAACUCCGAAAACGCCGUUGAGCAAAUGGCUGAACGAUUUCGACGCCGACAUUGUCUGUUUCCAGGAGACGAAGAUUUCUCGAGAAGCAUUGCAGGAAGAGAUCGCCGUGGUUCCUGGUUACACAUCGUACUUCGCCUUUUCGCAAACGAGAGUCGGAUAUUCUGGUGUUGCAACUUACUGCAAGUCAAGCACUGCAACCCCAACAAAUGCAGAAGACUGUUUAACAGGUUGGCAGAGUAAUUCGAAUAGCGUCAUUGGAUUCACUGCUUCAGCGAGUGACGACAAUUUAUCCUCUGGAGGUCUGAGUUCGCUGGAUACUGAAGGAAGAUGCGUUCUGACGGAACACUUGAUUUCGGAUUCGCUGACGGAUGAAAAGAAGAAGCUCUUCGUUUUCAACGUGUAUGUUCCAAGGGUUGAUUUCGAGGAGAACCCGCCCCCCAGGCUAGAUUACAAAAUGGACUUUUUGCGAAUUUUGCUACAACGAGCGAAAAAGAUGACUGCAGCCGGACAUUGUGUGAUCAUCACUGGCGACUUGAACGUCUGUAUCAGCCCUGAAGACCACUUUGACCCUGGUGAUAUCAAUGAUUUUUACAAAGAUCGACCUGAUCGGCAGUUAUUGAAGAGCUCCCUCCUAAACUCAGAAUUAUCCGGAGACGGAUUCCUCGUUGAUUCCUUUCGGAAAAUGCAUCCGGACCGGAAGAAUGCCUACAGUUGUUGGCACACGAAACUUGGCCUGAGGAGCAAAAAUUUGGGAACGAGAAUCGACUUUGUCCUGACAGAUUUGGCAUCUGCCAAUCUUUUGGCAGGUGCUGACGUUUGCCCACACGUCAUGGGCUCUGACCAUUGUCCAGUUGAAACCAGUUUUUCCAGUUCACUCCACGCCUCCGUAGUUUGUCCAGCCUUGGCCACGAAACUCUGGCCCCAGUUUGCCCGAAAGCAGCAAAAACUCACCGACUUUUUCGCCCGUGGGGAGAAGAAUUGUGUUGCGUCUGUCGUGCAGAAACGCGAAAAGGCGAAGAAAUGUAACAAUUUGAUUUCGAGCUAUUUCGUGAAGCGGCAGAAAGUGACGGACUCCGGCGAAUUUGUGAUUUCUGAAUCGGCCUCACAAGAAGUGGAGCGAGUUAUAGAAGAUAUUGAGCAGGAAUCGUGUUCUCCUCCGAUUCGAUCCGAAAUUUCAGUAGAAACGAGCCGAAGUGGGAAUGUUUCCAAUUCUUGGAAGUCCCUUUUGACUGGACCACCCAAGUGCAAACACGGGUUCGUGUGUGUUCGACGCGUUGUCAAAAAACCUGGGCCGAAUUUGAAGAGAGAAUUCUGGAGUUGUCCAAUUAUGCCGGUCGAGGAAGUCGACAAAGGGCCAAAGUGCUCAUUUUUUCUGUGGAUCCGUCAGCCUAAAUUCCUUUUGAACCCCGCAGGCGUUUUUGGAGCUUCAGAACAAGAUUUUGAAGAGCCCAUCGGGAACUUGUUAUGUACUGAGUUGAAUGAGUUGUGGAGACAUCUAGGCGAUGUAGAUGAAGCAAAAUCCUCGGCUUCUGCUGCAACACUGAAGACAUUGUAUCUGAAGAGGAAAUUAAAGCUGUCGGAAAUCGUUUCUGGGGUCAUGGUAGUUGUUCACAGUCAGAACAGGAAUCCCAUGGGUGCCAUUCUGAUGCUGUUGGAAGUUUUAUCUGUAGCUGAUGAUCUCUCCGAAGUUUGGUCACCCAACAGAGAACUUGAAGACCUUCGAAGUUCAAAAGUGAAGUCAGCAGUUAAUCCUUUGGUUGCUUUGGUGCUUCAUAAACCGAGCUGCGGUCAUGCGAUUCUUUCUGGAGCCGAUUAUUUUUAUCGUCGAACCGAUUGUUCCAAGCUAUGGGGUCUAUUGUUGGAGCUGUUCAAGUUUGUAUUGAACGAUGAAGGGACGACUCAGGAACAUUUCCUUUUGCAGAGAGAAGCUUUUCUCAUUUUGGCCAACAGAGGUGCGGACUUUUCGUACCGAGACGUUUACGAGCUGCUGAGAAAUCAUGUCUGGAUCAGAAAAAAGCUGUACAAUGAUCAAGAUCUUGAAGCAGCUGCAGACAAACUAGUUUUACUCCUGCAGCGAUUCCCUUCAACUACUGUGUGGAAGUCUUCGGAUGAUGACAAUAUUUUGCCAAUUUGUUGUGCGAUUUUGUGGGAAUCCUCAAAAAGCACGUCGAAUGCAAUAUUUUUACCGAGACUGAUGACUGUGCUGAACACUGUUGUCACUGAAUUGUCGCCUGCGUACCAAGCCUUCUUGUGGCUUUUCCUCUGUGUUUUUCUGCCCAUCUGUCCUAUUUCUUUGUAUGAAUCAGCCAUUGAUUUGGCAAAUUGGCUUUUUCCGAAACUGGAAAAUGGCAACAAGACCUUGGUCCUUUCAAUGUUGGCCCCAGCGUGUCACACUGCUGGUUUGGAAGAAGUUGAGUCACUUGCCAAAGCUGUCAUCGGUGCUAAAGUUCUCGUCAACCGCCUCACCGAAUUUCGCGCAUCGGAAAUGGCUAAAGAUCCCGACUCCAAAUUUGCGAUCCGAAUCAAUUGCCACUCGGAUGAGAACGGCCUUCUCAUCGUUCGUCAUCCAUUCCUUAGCAAUAUCCUGCGAGUGCAAACCUGGUUGACGACUGACGGAUUUGACACGAAGUCGAAAAGCAGCAGAAAGAAUGCCGAAGACGUCGUUAUUCAAACUGCAAUGCUUGGAGAAUUUUUGGCACUUGACGAAGAAAACUCGCGUAUUUCUGCUUUUGGGAUGAAUCACGAAGAGCUGCUGGAGGCGUUGGUGGAUGCAGGGGAAAAGGAUCCUGUUGCAGCAGUGCGCAUGUUGCCCGUGUUUGUGGCCACUCUGUCGUUCAAGACGCUGGGCAGCAGGGCCAUGUCGAGUGCGCUUAAACUCAGAGUCAUGCAGGUUUUGCCCAAGUGGGCUGUGCACAAGGCAUGUGUGAAGCCGUUGCUGAACUUGAUUGCAGCCAUGAGAAGUCAGUCGGGUUUGGAGGUGAUGGCCCUGCGCAUGAUGCACGAAUUGUGGAAAGCUGAUGAUCGGUGUUUCGGAGAACUGGAAGCGAUGUUGGUUCAAUCCAAGAACGACUCUGCAGCUUGGGCCAUUGCUAAAAGUUGCUUAGUCCGAGACAUCUGUUUGUCCAAGGCAAAUAAAUUUGGCAAUGCUUUCUUGGGACUUGUUGUGGACACCAUCAAAGCACCGUCCGGGUUGGAAAUUCAUGCGUUAUGCGCUUUGGAUGCAGUUGGUGCCUUGUGCAAAGAGAGCGUUGUUGAUUUGCAAGAUGUGUUCGAGAUCUUGACGAUUCUUGCGCAUGCUGAAACGAGGUCGCUUGUAAUUUCCAAAAUUGGGGAAGUUAUUCAAUUGGCUGCUGACGUGGAAAGAACGAGCAGAAAAGCGAAUCUUUUUGUGACUCGUGUUCUCAAUUGGCUGUGGGACCUGACUUGUGGUACUCAAGUGCAUCUUGUUAAUAUGGCUUUGAGAACGCUCGGAAAAUUCUCGCCUACGGAUUUCAAACUGUCUAUGGUUCCCGUCAGUUUCCGAUCCCGAGCGGAAAUUAAGGAAAGGAUUUUUGACGAACAAGAGGAUUUUGUUUCGGGUGCUCACAUCCUGAAAAUGUUCGAGGAACUGAAUGAGAAGAGUUUUCCUGCCAUGGAGGACUUGGUGUUAUCCAUGACCGGACACGAGAUGAGAAACAUGGGCAAGAGAGCUUACACGAUGGGCAUGAAUCUGGCAGCGACUAGGAGAAACCCGGAAAACCCCGCGGGAGAACCCAUGGAUUACAAUUAUUUGGACGAGAAAAGCCUGCUCAAGUGGGUAAUUCGUUAUCUCAUCGAAGAGUCUAGAAAGGAACGCACGGAUUCCGGAAGCACGAUUUUGAUUUGUUUGGCGGCUUUGAAUCAGACGGAAUUUUUCUCUGGCACUCGAGGACUCCCGCCGCCGAGGAUUUUACGGCCAUUGGCAAGGCUACCUGAAUUGCUGUGUGCUGUGUUGGAUUUGGUCGUGGAAGCAAUGGUUGUGCUGAGAAGGAGAUUUUCAGACGUUGUGGUUGCUUUGAACGUGACUGAAUAUGAAGAGAACUCAUUGGCGGGUUUUCUCGAAUUUCACUUCGAAAAGCCACUUCAAGACCAUGGAAAGAAGCUAACGGAUGACUGGUUGACAGCGUUUCGAGAUUCACUGACGGACAAUCGA
This is a messenger RNA of Notodromas monacha, 4243 nucleotides long. The record is from the annotation of a GenBank genome assembly. Lineage: Eukaryota; Metazoa; Arthropoda; Ostracoda; Podocopida; Cyprididae.